This is a messenger RNA of Gymnodraco acuticeps, 4953 nucleotides long. RefSeq names its product sterile alpha motif domain-containing protein 3-like. The transcript is spliced from 9 exons. The record is from RefSeq and is a predicted model, not a curated record. Lineage: Eukaryota; Metazoa; Chordata; Actinopteri; Perciformes; Bathydraconidae. Bases 1 to 1458 code for a protein of 485 amino acids.
AUGGCGAACAGUGGGACAACUUCUGCCUUGACCUGUCUAUCCACUAGUGAUAUUAUCACCAAGGUAGUAGAAUAUGGGAUAGAAGUAACUGAACUGGAAGCUAGGAAAUUCAGAGAUAAUGAUGUGGACGAGGAAGCAAUUUCCUAUGGCCUGACCGAGACGAUGGUCGCAUACCUCUUUGAAGGUUCCUUCAAAAAGCAAGCAAAAUUCCUACAAUUUGCACGCCAGCUGAAGGAGCCAGAGCCAUCUACAACGCUGACUUUUGAGAUCUUGCCAAAUGACUGUCUUUCUCCAACAUGUCAAGAAUAUGGGAGUUUCCCUGCUGUGUUUACCCUGCCAACGUUCCCCAAAGAUAUCCAGACCAAACUGGACACAAAACAACCAUGCCAUAAAGUGUCUACUGAUAGACACAAAAUCGUGAGGAUAUUGCAUGAGACGAUGGCACAAUACACAAUGUAUCCGACAAAUUCUGAAUAUAUUAAAGUGGCCAAAGCAUUGAUUUUCAGGUAUCCUUUCCUGAAGGAUAUGGAGGGGAAUAGAUAUAACACCUGGCAUAUGUCUUUAAAACGGCGGUUCAAAGCUGAAAGGACGCCCCUGGUCCACCACGAGGUAGUUCGAAACAUGAAGCAAAAGUUUGGGCAUCAUAGAUCACCCCAAGCACCAGAAAAUAACCAGGGAAGCAUAACGACUUCUGUCAGACGAUCUUCAGACAUCAUUUCUGUUUCUGGGGAGGACGAGUCCUCCAUUGGUGCACACACACAGGUUUUGAAACGACAAUACCUGAAGACCCAGCCUGAUUCCUGCAUCGUUACCAACGCCAUGACCAAGACAUUUCAGUGGAGGAGAAAGGAGGUGGCUGAGGGGGUACGGGCUGAUACUAUCGCCAAUAAGUAUCCAUUCUUGAAGACACCUGCUGGGUUGUGUGAGGAAAUGAACCGCAUCCACAACAUUGAAAACCUGCAGCACCGCUUCAGAGAGGAAUUUCUCCUCAUUCUACCCAAGGUGCUGGCCCUUGCAAGAGGAAAAUCCCCUCUGGAGAAGAUAUAUCUGCAGGCAAGAGAAGAGUCACUGAGCGAAGAUCUACCAGCCAUGGACUUCAAAGCCGGGCUUGUUCUCCUGCCAAUUAUUUUCAAGGAAAAGGUGGAGCAUCAUGUUACUUUGGAAGAGCCUGGCACACCUUACCCGACCACCCAACUGACGCACACCAACUGGAAGUCAGCCUUCACAAGAAGAGGGCCCAGUGUGGUCAAAACAGAUGGGUUCGAGUUGUGCAGGGCCAGUGAUUUGGAGGAGGGAGUCAUCGCAGCCUUUUGCGCAUAUUUCGUUUUCAACAUGGCCUACCCACCAAACCGUAAGAACACCUUGACCUUCGUACAGCGCUGCAUCCUGAAAAUAUCUGAGGAGGGGGAUAAGCCGCUCUCGACCACUGUUAUCAGAAUUCUUAACCAGUUAUACUAAUGCCUCGCCUACAUCAAUGUCCCAAGUGCUCUCGAAGAACAUUCACACUAAUGAAAUUAGUACAGCAUGUUGGACUUAUACAUGCUCAAGAGUCUAAUUUUAACAUAACUUGUGGAUUGAAUGAUUGUCAAAGUACAUUUUCAAAAUAUGAGUCUUUCAGAAGACACAUGUACAGAAAACACAAGCACUCCAUUUUGCCCUCUGAUGACGAAGAGCAUGAGCCCCCUAUGGACCUUGAAAAUGAAGAUGCCGCUGCAGAAAAUGAUCCCUCCACAAAUGGCAUGGCCGAACAGCCUCCCUGCUUGAAUGAACUGUUGACAUCGUUUAGUGAGAACCUUGUUAGUUUUAUUCUAAAAUGUAGAGAAAAAAAUAAUCUUCCACUGUUGGUACAGGAGGAAAUCCUUGAUGAUGUCAAUGUUUUGUUUUGUUUUUUUAAGGAAAACUAUGAUGCAUUCAUAGCCUACCACCUAAACAAAAGUGGCUUUAACAUGUCAGAAAACCCUGAAAUUCAGAAUGUUUUACAAUCUAAGGAUUUUUUUGAAGAAGCAUCAAUUGUGAUUAGGUCUAAAUACAAGCUGAAAGAGCAUUGCAAGUCAAAACUCGAUAUGACUGAACCUGUUCAGUACACUUUAAGAGGUUCUUCAGGACACAAACUGGGCAGCUACUCCUAUGUUCCUCUUAGUCAAGUGCUGCGUAAAUAUUGCUCCCACGUAGAUGUUUGGGAAGAAAUACAGUCUUACAAUAACCAACAAAAAAAUGAAGGUGUUUUAAGUGACUAUUCCGAUGGGGUCUACUUUGCAGAGCACCCAUUCUUCAUGCAUCAUCCGAAUUCCUUACGACUACAUUUUUAUGAGGAUGAGUUUGAAGUAGUGAACCCUUUAGGUUCUAAACGUAACAAACACAAAUUGUGUGCCUUUUAUUAUUCAAUCGGUAAUAUGGACGGGCGCUAUCGGUCUCAAUUGAAGAAUAUUCAUUUAGCUUUACUUGUGCGUUAUUCAUAUGUAAAACAAUGUGGUUGGGAUGUCAUAUUGAAACCAAUGCUUGAUGAUCUCAAAGAUCUAGCAACGAAUGGGUUCACUGUAUCUGUUAGUGGGAUUGAGUAUAAAGUUAAUGCAGCACUAGCAACGAUUUCUAGCGAUAAUCUCUCUGCUCAUAUGCUUGCUGGGUACAGCAUGUCAUUCAACUCUGGUAGGAUUUGUAGGUAUUGCAUGGCAACUUAUAAUGAAAUGAAAGAAAAGUUUACAGAGGAAUGUUUUGUUUUAAGAACAGCAGCUGUUCACCAAUAUCACCUUGAAUGUAUAGUACAAAAUCCAGACAGUAAAGCAAUAUAUGGAGUACAGAGUAAAUGUCCAUUUGAUGAACUGCCCUAUUUUGACACAACUACCUCCUUUCCCCCAGACAUAAUGCACGAUCUACUAGAAGGAGUAAUUCCUUUAGUUCUAAAACUUGUUUUGACUCGAGCUCAUAGAGAGAAGCAUAUCACUAUUACAGAAGUAAAUGAAGAGUUACAGAAACUCUCAAUUGGUCAAAAUGACAAGACAAACAAACCUGUACUGCUGUCUGAAAAGCUUUUAAAUAAGUCAGGAAUAGUUGGAUCUGCAUCACAAAAGUGGUGUCUUUUUAGGUUGCUCCCUUUUCUAAUAGCAGACCGUGUUCCACCAGAUAGUAAAUAUUGGAAUGUGUUCCUCUUGUGUCGUGAGAUUUCAGAUAUUGUCAUGGCAUCUACAGUAAAAAAGCGGUGUCUUCCCAUGUUAGACUUACUUGUACAGGAGUUCCUCGGAGAAAUGAAAGACGUAUUUGGGAUCAUUACACCCAAGUGCCAUUAUAUGAUACAUUACUCUCGACUUAUGUUAAUGUAUGGACCUCUUCGAUCCCUUUGGUGCAUGCGAUUUGAAGGGAAGCAUCAGUAUUUUAAAAAUGUUGCCAGUAAUUGUAGGAACUUCAUUAACAUAGCUACAACACUAAGUAGCCGUCACCAAUACAAACAGUGCUGGGAGUUUUCCUCCAAGAUUUUAUGUGACUUUGAAAAAGUACCAGGAAAGAGUAUUGGCACACCAUUUGAAUCUUUACCAGCCCAACUUCAGACAGCUCUUUCAAACUUUGUAGGAAUUGAUUUGAAUGGCAAGGUUGUUCAACGUGUAUCUGAGGUUUUAUUACACAAUGUUAAGUAUGCCUUAAAGGACAUUUUCGUUAUUGCUACAGUUCAUUCUGAGGAAAUUCCCUUGUUUUUUGAGGUAAAAUACAUUUUAAACAUGGACACAAAAUUGGUUUUGUGUGGGAAAAUGCUGAUUCCAGUAUCAUAUCUUAAACAUUUCCAUGCAUACCAAGUCCAGUAUGACACUGAUUGGUCAUGUUUUCUGCCAGGCCAAGAGAUCAAUUUUUCACCUCUUGAUAGCUAUACCGUGGAUGACAAAUUGUUGGUGAAUAUUUCCAAGUAAUAUUGUGACUGGGUGACUGACUGACCGACUGGGUGAUCAGUAUGACACUGGUCAUAUUUUCACAUCGCUAUGCAGUGGAUUACAAAUUGUUGUUGAAUAUUUCAAACUAAUGAGAAUUGUGAAGCUUUGAUAGAUUGCUGUAUUUAUGAAAAUGUGUUUCAUUGUAUUGGUGAAUGUUUCACCCAUUGAUAUAUAUACUGUGGAUGACGGGUUGUUGGUCAUCAGUAUAUCAAAAGUAUGUUUUUCUAUAUUGAUGGGUUAUUGAACAUUUAUUUUCAUUUUUCAGCGUUCGUAGGAAAUGAAUUGAUGUUUUUAUUGAUUAUUGUUGUAGCAUGCAAGUUGCCAUCUAUAUUAUGUGCUGACUUUCUGAUGGGAGUGAUGUGAGGGAUAACGUGUUUUGAUAUUGAUUAAAUGAGAUUAAACUAAAAUAUUUGGAUUUUUGCCUGUUUUGUCUGACAAAAACCUAUGCUCACUUUUAAAGGUACAAUAAAGUGACAAAUGUGUACCUGAAAGGUACAACUAGCAUUGUCACUGGGGUGGUACCCUAAAGAGACAAAUUUGUACCAUUUCAGAAGGUACAUGUAUAUGUUGUAACUGACCGCUACGUUAUUUAAUAUGCAUGGUUAGGGGCGGGCGUAGGUAUGGGUGUGACGCUGCGAACCCCGGAAUCAUAACUGAUUUAAACUAUUGCCAGGCAACGAGGUCUAGCCUGUGCUACGGACCUCUCAAACAUACACGUAAGUUACUGAAUUGCCACAAAUAUUGUGUUAUAUAAUCGGUUUGUAUAGGUUUUAAUUGAAACUGUGUGUGUUGUUCCUUGGCUCAACUGUUCAUAGUGCCAAGUGAUAUAUUAAGAUAAGGACUGCCAGGCCUGACGUCGCACAUAUUGCACCCUCGGUGAGCGGAGCGAGGUACGUUACAGGGACUGUAUUACAAGUGUUUGUUUGAUCCGUGAAUAUAUAUUUGUGAUUUAAUCAAUGACUUGUACUUGUUCUAUGUCUGUAUAUAUUUUAGUUUUCACGAUGAUUGAAAGACCAUUAAAGAAACUGCAUCCGUC